Messenger RNA from Symbiodinium natans, 2904 nucleotides. The record is from the annotation of a GenBank genome assembly. NCBI's taxonomy places the organism in Eukaryota, Dinophyceae, Suessiales, Symbiodiniaceae.
AUGAGCGAUCGCUACCGGCGGCGGCAUAUCGAGGAACCAUCGCCCCCACGGCGGCGUCGGGGGGAGGACUCCCGAGACCGAGAUGUGCGGGACUACCGGGAGCGGGACGUCCGCGAUCGAGAUGGCCGGGAUCGAGGCUUGAAGGAUGGCCGAGACCGGGAUCGAGACCGGAGCACCCGAGACAGGGACGGCCGAGAUGGCCGAGACAGAGAUCGGGAGCCGAGGGAUCGGGAUAUCCGAGACCGAGAUACUCGAGAUCGAGAUCGAGAGGCUCGAGACCGCGAUGCCCGAGACCGGGAGUUUCGGGAGCCCCGAGAGCUCCCAAGGGAGCGGGAGAGGGACCGAAGAGAUCUGCUGCGCGAUCUCCCGCCGCGAGAGCGUGAGCCACGCACUGAGCGCACGGAGAGGGGGGCUCCCAGCGCUACACUGCAGGUUUCGCGGAUCCCUCCCAGCGUCACAGAGGAGCGGCUGGAGGCUGUGGCUUGGGACAUGGCAGUGGCUGCCGGCUCAUCGAUGCCAAACGCCGUGCGCUUCGAGUACGACCACGACCGCUUCUCCGGCACCGCCUUGUUGGAAUUCCCCCACAAGGACGCCGCCAAGAUGUUCAAGGAGCAUGUGGGAAGCUCUCUCGAUGUGGACAGCGUGCAGCUGGAGAUCAGGUACCACAAGGGAGCAGGUGAACCAAGAAGCCGCAGCCGCAGCCGCGAGCACGUGGACCGCGACGACCCCAGCGUAACCCUCAUCGUGAAGGGCAUUGCCUCCACCACGCGAGAGGACGCUGUCACCGGCGCCUUCCUUCCCUACGCCCAAAUCAAGGACGUGCGGCACUUUGCUCGGCGUGGCUUCGCUUUCGUUCAGUUCCACUCGGUCGAGGAUGCCAUCCGUGCCCUGAACCGAUUCGACAAAGAGGGCCGAAGUCGCAUCGACGGACAACGGGUCACGGCGAACUUUGCAAAAGAGCGCGAGGAGCCCUUCCGCGAAGGCCGAAACUUUUUGGUGGCUGAGCGCAACUUCCUGCAGAAGCAGGCGAUUGCCACUGCCGAGGCCGCCUUCAACUACGUGAGACCAUCGCGAGAAGGCGACACCCGCAAGACUGCAACUUAUGACCAGCAGCUCAAGACGAUCAUGAAGGAGGUCGAGGAGACGGACUCAGACGACGGGUGGAGUCCUAAGGUCACCAAGUUUGACCGGACCGGGCAUUAUGGCCACGUGCAGACAGUGGACGAAAGGGACGUGGAGCCGGCAGAUGUCUUCUUCAGUGUGGACAUGUACGACUCCGUCCUGGUCGCAGCUUUCGGCGGCGUUACCAUGAACCUCGACGGGUCGGAUGAGCUUCACGUGCAUCCUGGGGUCUUGUUCAUUUUCUGCCUGCCCCUGGUCAUCCUCCAGUUCUGGUUGACCUUCUGCACCACCUUCGGCAUGCCGGCCUACUGGAAACAGCUGGAUCCCAACGCAGAGGAGAGCAUGAUCAUCAGCAUGAAGCUCCUCCUGAUUGUUGUUGUGCAGCUGACGUUCUUCGACAACAUGCUGAUGACGCUCCGCUGCUUCGUCUUCGCGAUCAACCCCACCAGCUGGACCGAUGUCAAGCGCAUUGACCCCGACGACCCAAGGACGGGCCGCUCGCGACUGAAUGUGCUGCACUGGUCGCCGUUCCUGGCUCCUUUUCCGAUGCUGGCGCUUCUGGCCAAAGUUCUGAUGCAGUACUGGGUCUCUGUACAGUCCAACAGCAUCAUCCUCGCAAGCGACAACGUCAAAGAGGCCGUCUUUGACGCUUUGGCGAUCAGCUUCAUCGUAGAGCUGGAUGUCGCCAUGUGGAAUCUUGUGCGGACCAUCAUGCACCUGGACCAGUUUGAGGACUUCACCUUUCAGCUUUGGCCCUCGGACCGCCGUGAGACUGCCAUGCGCGAGUCGCUGAUUGUUCGCAACUUCGACUGCGGCAUGCUACACCGAGGAAAAGGCGCUCGGAGGGUCGAGAGCUUCGUGGUCUUCGGGGCGCUGUUCAUCAUCUACGCGAGGAUUACCCUCAUGACCUUCCAUGCCAUGGACACGGGGGUGCUCCCGUCGUCCAGGGAUGUCUGUGCCAUGUGGCAGUGGUACAACGGCCACUACGACACGUGGGAGCACCGUGUCAAGGGGGCUGUGGUGUUGGAGCUCAUCGAUCUCUUCUCUAGCAUGUCAAAAUUUCCUUGGGACAUCCGGAGCGAGAUUACCAAAAUGGCCGACCCGAACGUUGGCGGGUUUUGCGAAGGCAGCAACUUUCAGCCGAUGUCCGUCACGGUCGCUAUCGACAUCGUUGAGAGGCAUCCGAGGAGCAUGAUCGGCUUCCUGAUCGCCUUCUCAGCGCUGCUGUUGCUUCCGCAGCUCGUGUACUCCACUGGCGCCCUGCAGAAGGUGCUGAAGAACUUGGACGCUGCAGACUUGGUCGCUGAGGUUGAAAUUGAGGAGGAGGUCGAGGCCGAGGCCGCCAUCGAGCAAAGCCUGCUCAACCUCCGCAAGAUACAGCACAUGAGCCGUGUGUUUGGAGGCCACAUCAUCGACAACCGCGCUCGGAUCAAGAGGUUAGAGGGGAAGGUGAACGCCUUAUCUGGCGACGGCCAUGCGCGAAGUUCAAGCAAAGCCGCGAACAGCGCCGAGGUCUCCCGAAACACCAGCGCCGGCGCCGUUACGGCGCAGUCGUCUCAAUUUUCUGCUCGGGUGGUCGCCGCGGGUGGCUUGCCCUCCGCUGGUGCAUCCGAGGGUGCCGUGCAGAAGACACCCAGCGCCUACUCACUUCCCCGCCAGGAUGGCAUCCGAACACCUGGGGUGCCCAGCAACGGCGUGGUGCUGAAUGGGCAGCAAAUGCCGAUACUGACGCCUCCCUCGCCAGCAUACUCAGUGGUGCCAUAUACGCCUCUGAGGAGAUAG